Molecule: messenger RNA, 1237 nt
Organism: Pistacia vera
Lineage: Eukaryota; Viridiplantae; Streptophyta; Magnoliopsida; Sapindales; Anacardiaceae
Product: phospholipase A1-II 1-like
Exons: 2
Coding region: 1-1200 (399 amino acids)
Biological process (GO): lipid metabolic process
Molecular function (GO): glycerophospholipid phospholipase A1 activity
Source: RefSeq, a predicted model, not a curated record
AUGGGUAGUAUAGCUGAUAAUUGGAAAGAGCUAAGCGGCUCAAACAACUGGAAAGGUCUAUUAGAGCCUCUCAAUGUUAAUCUCCGCCGUUAUGUAAUUCACUAUGGUGAAAGGGUUGAAGCUAUUUAUGACUCAUUCAAUUGCGAGACAAAUUCUAAAGCGUACGGGUUUCCCCGUUUCCCCCCGGAAAAACUCUUCUCUGCGGUUGACCUACAAGAUGGUAAUCCAUACAAGUAUACUGUGACCAACUAUUUCUAUGCAUAUUCAGAGGUUGACAUCGACAAUGUAGCUGUUGCUCACCAAUCAGCGUGGAUUGGUUAUGUGGCAGUCGUCACAGAUGAAGGAAAAGAUGUGUUAGGAAGAAGAGACAUUUUGGUUAGCUGGAGAGGAACGAAAGGUGAAGUGGAGUGGAUCAAAGAUUUUCAAUUUGAUCUCGUCUCAGCUUCAGAUAUAUUUACUGGGAACAACAAUGCUCUGGUUCACGAUGGAUUUCACUCCAUCUAUACAAAAUCAAAAUCUGACUCCACAUACAAUAAGUCUAGUGCAAGAGAACAGGUUCUGAAAGAGGUGAAGGCCCUGGUGGACAAAUACAAAGACGAAGAGAUUAGUAUAACUGUAACAGGCCACAGUUUGGGCGCAGCUCUUGCAACAUUGAAUGCGGCUGACAUAGUGGCCAGUGAAAGUAAUAAGCCUACAGGGUCACACACCGCAUGCACGGUGACAGCCUUUGUGUUUGGGAGCCCUCAUGUUGGAGACGAUGGCUUCAAGACUGCAUUCGAUGCGCUUAGCAAUCUUCAUCUCUUACGAAUUAGAAACGCGAAAGAUAUUGUUCCUUGUCUUCCACCUUUUGCCUUAGGUGAUACAUCCCACAACUACGUUGAUGUGGGAGAAGAGUUAAAAAUCGACACUACCAAAUCACCAUACGAGAAGACCGAUAUUACCGACCUUUUAACCCUAUUGAGUGUUUGGCAUAAUUUGGAGAAUUACCUCCAUGGAGUUGCGGGGACGCAAGGAAGUGGGGAGUUUAAGUUGGUAGUUGAUCGUGAUUAUAAACUGGUGAACAAAGGGUUAGAUAUUUUAAAGACCGAAUACCAUAUUCCAGCCAAUUGGUGGACUGGUGUGAAGAACAAGUGCAUGGUUCAGCUGGAUAACGGCUUCUGGAAGCCGCAGGAAUAUGUCCCAGAUCCUCCUAGUACCUAAUCAUCCUAGGGUCUCUGUAAUGGAAAUAAGUUCCUCU